AUGUUAUUGCCAACACGUGAAGCCAUAGUAUUUGUCAAAAUGCUUCCCAUGAAUGGAGGAAAUGGCAAAAGCAGCUAUGCCAAUAAUUCACUCCUCCAGAGAAGAAUAAUAUUGGAGGUGAGGCCAUUUCUUGAGGAUUCCAUCAAAGAUGCUUUCAGCUCAGGUAUUCCCAGUUGUGUUAAACUAGCAGACUUGGGUUGCGCUUCAGGACCCAACGCUCUUUCAGCCAUUUCCGAAAUUAUACACACCAUCCAUGGGAUGUCAAAAAGAAUGAAUUGCAAGUCGCCCGAGUUCCAAGUGUUUCUGAAUGAUCUUCCGGGAAAUGACUUCAACAACAUUUUCAGUUUGCUGCCGGAUUUCUAUGAGAAGAUGACAAAAGAGGACGGCACACUGGGUCAUUGUUUCAUAACGGGAGUGCCAGGUUCUUUCUACAGCAGGAUUUUUCCGAGCAGGAACCUAGAUUUUGUUCACUCUUCUUGUAGCGUUCACUGGCUGUCUCAGGCUCCAGCUGGGCUAGAAAAGAACAAGGGACAUGUACACAUUGCGAAUGGAAGCCCUCCCACCGUCAUCGAAGCAUACACAAACCAAUUUCAGAGGGAUUUCUCAUUAUUUUUAGGCUUACGCUCUGAGGAAAUCAAACCUGGAGGGCGUAUGGUUAUUACAACAAUAAGCAGGAGUACGGAAGAUCCCUCUGGAGGAGAAUGUUGUGACCUUUGGGAGCUGCUAGCCGAAUCUCUCACCGACAUGUUGGCGGAAGUUAGCUUACCCUCUUCUGCUAACUAUACUAAAAUUUAUUGUAUUGGUUGUGAGGUUUUGAUGGCCUUUUUUAAUUUUUAUGUAGGGGCUGAUUGAAGAGGCUGAUUUGAAUUCGUUCAAUCUUGCUGUAUAUUAUCCCUCUGAGGGUGAAGUCAGGGCUAUGGUUCAAGAAGAGGGGUCCUUCAAUCUUGAUAAGCUUGUAACUUUUGAAGCCAGUUGGGACCCCUUUGAUGAAAGCGACAAGUAUAGAGGCGCACUAAACGUGGCAAAUUAUAUGAGGAGUAUUGCAGAGCCCACCUUGACUGGUCAUUUCGGAGGCACUAUAAUUGGAAAUUUAUUUGGAAGGUAUGCGGAUCAUUUGGCCAAGCAUCUUUUGAUGGAGGAGGGAAAAUACUUCUUCUUGGUCAUUUCCCUGACAAAUAAAUAAUUAGUAAUGGGAGUGGUUGCACUUGGUUUAAUACUGUUAUACAUCCAGUAUGUGCUGUAAAGAAUAUAUAUUUAGUUAUUAUAUAUUUAUAUAUGUAAUUAC
Molecule: messenger RNA, 1285 nt
Organism: Vitis riparia (riverbank grape)
Lineage: Eukaryota; Viridiplantae; Streptophyta; Magnoliopsida; Vitales; Vitaceae
Product: salicylate carboxymethyltransferase-like
Exons: 3
Coding region: 1-852 (283 amino acids)
Biological process (GO): methylation
Molecular function (GO): S-adenosylmethionine-dependent methyltransferase activity
Source: RefSeq, a predicted model, not a curated record